GUGUCGUGCGGCUGGAGAGAGUCAGUGACAGACAAAACAACACGCAGAAAGUUAUAACCUUCAGUAAAGAAGCAGCUGGAGAGGAUUCACCCUGAACCGUCACUGUCCUGAAGAGGAAUCUGCGCGCGGAGAGACUGUGGAGCUUCUGCUGUUCUAUUCCUGAAGCUGUAGAGAAGUGUGUGUGUGUGUGUGACAGAGAGAGAGAGACAGCUCUGCGUUAAGAGAACACAGACACACAGGGACAGAGAGAGAGAGACACCGGGAUAAACAUGGAGAACGGGGAGAGCCGGCUGAAGCAGGCCAGGGAGGACGUGGAUGAGGUGAAGAUCAUCAUGCUGGACAAUAUGAACAAGGCCCGGGAACGAGAGGGCAAGCUGGGCGAGCUGGAGAACAGAGCCGACGAGCUGGAGAAAAAGAGUAAAGUCUUCUGCAAGACAGCAGUGCAGGUGAAGCAGAAGAAGAGGUGGGAGAACAUGAAGUGGAAGCUGAUUGCAGCCGGUAUCUCUGCAGCUGUCAUCGUGAUCCUCAUCAUCGUCGUGGCUAUCAGCUUAAGCCCUGAAAGCGGUAGUGGCUCCACAUUAACCGCCACUGGAGACGAGGAGCCUCCGAGGGGCUGACGUCUGGUCGCGAAUCUCCAGGGCUUGAACUGUUUGUUAAUGCAGCUGUGAAAGUUCAGGAUGUCAGGAGGUGGAGGCUGGGGUUGGGAACUUGUCCAGUGUAUUUUUUUUUUGCGUGUUCAGAUAUUUGAGCUUGGUGAUGCAAUGAAAUGGUACUUAGUUGACGCCCCCUGCUGCUUUUGCCUCCGUUCCUUAAAAAAAAUAAAAAAAUACAGCGAAAUAAAAGUGUUUACACAUCGACUACGACCUCGUCUCCAUCUGCAGGACUGGACUGAUAGGAACCGUAAGCCAUUUCUGCUGUUCAAGCUCUGGAAAAGGUAGAUGUUUGUGAGACUGAAGAGUUAAGAGUGUGAAAUUCACGAUGAGGGAUGAUUUGGGUGGUUUAAUCGAGUUGCUGAUGCUAAAAGCAUCGGUCUUGUAGACCCCAUGUUUUCCAAAUGUUUGUGUCUUCCGUAAUCUUAUGCCAUAUUUAUGACAUGGAAACAAGUUUUCAACAAGUGCCUUUAAAUAUAUAUUUAAAAUAUAUAUUUCCCUUUUAUAAGCCUGCAGAGAAAACCCUUUAGAAAAAGCCACAGUAAUUAUCCAGCUUUUUUUGAGUCUGAAGAUUAAAUCAGUGUAGGUUUUUAUCAUUUUUGGACGAGCUCAUGAGCUUUUAAAGGUAGGCCUUGUUUCUUUUCUCCUCUGUGGAAGAAGCCAAAUUUCAGUUUUAAGGGGGAAAAAGGUAUUUUACUGCUUCUGGAUGCAGAAAAUCUCAGCCAGAGAUUUUGCCACCAAGAUGACGUCAGCUAAAGUCUUUAACAUCUAGCUAACAUCAACUUUAGUACCUAACACCAAGCCAACAACUGCUUGGGUAGUUGGUAUCCAUGUAGCAUCAGCCAGAGGAGAUACCAUCCGGCUAACAUCCGAUAGAGCCCCUAUCAUUUAGCUAACAUUAGCCAGAGUUGCUAACAUCUAGCCAACAUCGGCUGGAAAAUAAUAUAAAGUGUGGUAAACAGCAGCUAGAUAAGUCUUAACAUCCAGCUUACAUUAGACGGAGAAGUUAACAUCUAUUUAACACCAGCCACAUGAGAUAACAUCUAGUUUAUAUUAGCUUGAGUAUUACAGACCAAGCCAAGAACUGCUUGGCUAGUUUGUAUCCAGGUAGCAUCUGUCAGAGGAGAUACAAUCCGGCUAACAUCAGAUAGAGUACCUAACAUUCAGCUAAUAUUAGCCAGAGUUGCUAACAUCUAUCUAAUAUCAGCUGGAACGUCUAGAUAGCAGCCUCUAGAUAAGUUUAACAUCCAUCUUACAUCAGCUAGAGAAAUUAACAUCCAUCUAACAACAGCCAUAGGAGUAAACAUCUAGCUUACAUUAGCCAGAGUUGUUAGCAUCUAGCUUACAGCAGCUAGAAAAGUUUAACGUCCAGCUUACAUCAGCAAAAGAAGUUGCUGUUGAAGACAACAGGCAUCAGCCUGAAAGUUUAACAUCUAGCUAACAUUAGCCAGAGUUGUUAACAUCUAGCCAACAUCUGCUAGAGUGGUUAACAUCUAGCUAUCAUUAGCCAGAGUUGUUAACAUCUAGCUAACCAGCUGGAACAUCUAGAUACGUUUAACAUCCAGCUUACAUCAGCUAGAGAAGUAAACGUCUGUCUAACACCAGUCAGAGGGUUUAACAUCUAGCUAACAUUAGCAAGGGUUGUUAACAUCUAGAUAACAUCAGCUAGAGUAAUUAACCUCUAGUUAACAUCAGCUGGAACAUCUAGGUAACAGCAGCUAGAGAAGAUACCAUCCAACUAGACCAGUAAGCAUAACAUCCAGCUAGAGAACAUCUAAUCAAUAUCUGCGUAAUGUCUAGCUAACAUUAGCCACAGCUGUUAACAUCUAGUAGUAAAACCCUGGAGUAGUUAAAAUGCAGCUAACAUCAGCUACACAAGUCAAUGUCUUUCUUAUGUCAGCCAGAGAAGGUAUUAUUAGGAAAACAGCAGCUAGAGAAGCUGUUAGUGUCUAACGUUUAGCUAACGUUAGCCACAGUUGUUAAUCCUGGAGUAGUUAAAAUCCAGAUAGCAAAGGUAACAUCUUAAUAACAGAAGUUUACCAUUUAGUUAAAAAUCAGCUAAAAAAAAGUUUAUCAAACAUCUAGUUAACGUUAGCCAGAGUCGUUACUAUCUAGAUAACAUUCACCAGAACAUCUAGCUGAAAUCAGCUAAAUGAGUCGUAAUCCAGGUCACAUUUUUUUUACAGUAGUUAACAUCCAGCUAACAUCAGCUAGAGCAGUAGUCAGAAUAGUCAACGUCUAGCUGAUGUGAGAUAGAAAAGUUAACACUGUUAGCAAAAAAAAGUAAAUGUUACUUUAGAGUAAGUUAAUAAGUGGAUUCACAAUUUAUUUGAUGAGUCAAAGCACAACAUUUUGCAAAGCACAUUUUACGGUUCUAGGGAACCCUGGGUAAAUAUCUAAUGAAAGUAAAUAUCUACACUUUUACACAUUUAGUAAAUUUCUCAGAUUUUUCUGUUUUUUUUUUUUUUUUUUUUGAUAAUUCUGUGGUUGAGAUGUACACAGUGGAUCAGAGUGGAGGGUUCUGUGUGAAAUUUUGGUUUAUUGUAGAGAAGUUUAAUGAUAUGGUGAAUACAACCCUGUUCUCCACAACUACAACAUAAUUAUAUGCAUUUUAUUUACCGUCCAAACCCAGCAGUGAAGCUACCACCACCAUGGGCUGUGAGCUUUAUAUGGAAUGUUAAUGAUUGUAAAAUAUGGGUGAAUCUGAAUAAAAUAUAUUGUUUGUGGACUGUU
Messenger RNA from Astyanax mexicanus (Mexican tetra), 3383 nucleotides. RefSeq names its product vesicle-associated membrane protein 5 (gene vamp5). The coding region runs from base 270 to 617 and encodes 115 amino acids. The transcript has 3 exons. Gene Ontology annotation, biological process: SNARE complex assembly; vesicle-mediated transport; vesicle fusion. Gene Ontology annotation, cellular component: plasma membrane; SNARE complex. Gene Ontology annotation, molecular function: SNAP receptor activity; syntaxin-1 binding. The record is from RefSeq and is a predicted model, not a curated record. Lineage: Eukaryota; Metazoa; Chordata; Actinopteri; Characiformes; Acestrorhamphidae.